CAUUGCGCUGUCAGUGAGAGGCUGGUGUGACCGUGUGACAGCUGAACCCGUUCAUCUUUAUUUAAACUCGGCUGUGCGCUUAGCAGAAACGCCACCAUGUUCGAGGAGGCCAGUGAAGUGUUUGAUAACAUGUUUAAGUCUUCGUUCCCUCUCACCUUUAUUGUGUUUCUGCCUGCGGUGCUCAUUCUGGUGUCCCCGCUGCCGGCCGAGGCGGCUCAUGAGUUCACGGUGUACCGCAUGCAGCAGUACGACCUGCAGGGACAACCCUACGGUACCCGGAAUGCCAUCUUGAACACUGAAGCUCGUACUGUGGAGGCAGAGGUAUUAAGUCGUCGCUGUGUCAUCAUGCGACUGGCAGACUUCUCUUAUGACAAGUACCAGAAAGCUCUGCGCCAGUCUGCGGGGGCUGUGGUCAUUAUCUUGCCAAAGAACAUGUCUGCUGUUCCCCAGGACAUAGUACAGCACUUCAUGGAGCUGGAGCCAGACAUGUUGGCAACUGAGACCAUUGUCCCGGUUUAUUUUGCCCUGGAGGAUGACGAGCUGCUGUCCAUCUACACCCAAACCCUGACGUCGUCCUCCUCCCAGGGCUCCUUAUCAGCAGCUGAAGUAUUGCUGCACACGGCUACAGCCAACGGCUUCCAGAUGGUCACCAGUGGAACUCAAAGCAAAGCAGUCAGUGACUGGGCAAUAACCAGUCUUGAGGGUCGCCUGGCUGGAGUUGGAGGAGAGGAUCUGCCCACUAUCGUCGUAGUGGCUCACUAUGACUCCUUUGGAGUGGCUCCAUGGCUGUCGUAUGGAGCAGACUCGAAUGCGAGUGGUUUGUCCAUGUUACUGGAGCUGGCUCGUCUUUUCUCCACAUUGUACACCUACAAGAGGACACACGCAGGGUACAACCUGUUGUUCUUUGUGUCUGGAGGAGGGAAAUUCAACUACCAGGGCACCAAACGUUGGCUGGAGGACAAUCUGGACCAUACAGACUCCAGUCUGCUGCAGGACAAUGUUGCAUUCGUGUUGUGUCUGGACACACUGGGGAACGGAGAUUCACUGCACCUCCAUGUCUCCAAGCCUCCCAAAGAAGGAACACCUCAGUUCUCUUUGCUCAAGGAGCUGGAGAUGGUGAUUACGAGUCAGUACCCUGAGAUGAAGUUCUCCAUGGUGCAUAAGAAAAUCAACCUGGCUGAUGACAUGUUGGCCUGGGAGCACGAACGCUUCGGGAUCCGCCGGCUACCAGCCUUCACUUUGUCCCAUCUGCCCUCCCAUCGCUUGGCGCAGCGCUCCAGCAUCAUGGACGUGCGGUCAGUGUCCCCCUCCUCUCACCAAGGAGUGGGAGAGCCCCCUACUGGGCCUCAUGUUGAUGUGAACAAGCUCAGCAGGAACACCAAAGUGGUAGCAGAGGCAUUGGCCCGGGUCAUCUACAACCUCACUGAGAAGGCGACCCCUGGAGACCUGCAGAUCUUCACUGAACAAAUGCAGGUACAGGAGGAGCAGUUAGCGGCAGUAGUGGACUGGCUCACAGCGCAGCCUCGAGCUGCCCAGCUGGUGGACAAAGACAGCAGCGUGGUGUCCACUCUGGAGUAUCACCUCGGACAUUACCUCAAAGAUGUCAAGAGACACUAUGUCAAAGCUGACAAAAGGGAUCCAGAGUUUGUAUUUUAUGACCAGCUGAAGCAGACCAUGAAUGCAUACAGAGUGAAGCCUGCUAUUUUUGACCUGCUGCUGGCUAUCUGCAUUGCAACCUACUUGGGGAUUAUGUAUCUGGCCAUCCAGAAUUUUGGAUUUCUCUACAGUGUUGUCUGUCGCAUCACCCAGCCCAAGACAAAGACCCACUAAGGAACACAACACAUUCUUUUUCCCGUCUCCACCUCCUUCCUCAAAUGAACAAACUCUGGCCAAAAAAAAAUUCAGGUGGUUGGCUGAGCUGCUCUAAUCAGGACUGUUUUUAAACCAGCAGGAUCCUGAACCAAUAAAUGUGAUAUCAGAUCCCAUCUUGCUGCCAACAUCAGGAAUUGUGUUGUCGGUCUCUCUCUGUCCCCCAUGAACACGUCUCUUCAUGUCCCACCUUGUUUUGGUGGGUGCUGUUGCAUGAUCGGCCUUUGAAGUCUUUGUGCCAUCAGUUACUCUCCAUUCCUUUCCGCAGCACACGGUACAUUUGCAGUAAUUAUUCGCGGGCAGCUACAUGGAGAAAUUUUCCUUUUGUUAAAUGUGUUUUUCCAACUUUUUUUUUAAAUUCCCAAUUCAACAUGUUCCUGUAGUGUGUGUGUGGAUUAGACAAACAGUCUUAAUGAUGAAAUGUGAAAUAUGUGACAUUUGGAAUUCCAUUUGAUUUAGUAAGAAAUUGAUCAGGAAACAUUGAGUUGAAUGGAACUUAUAUAUUCUGAAUAUGGUUUAAGAAAUUUAAGUAGAUUUAAUUUCACCACUGAAAGCCUCUCAUUUUUGGGGACACCUGUGUUGUCUGUUACUGUACAACCUGAUGCAUUGUUUUUAAUGCUUAUUCUUUUAAGUUGGGAGUUGAUGGAACAUGAUUUGAAAUCAAAUGUUCCAGUGCAGUGAACACAAAUCCAAUCGUGUGCGAGUAGGCCAACACGUGUGAUAGAUAAUCAGCUGCUUUGAUGGGCAGAACUCUGGUGGAAACACCUGAACUGUGUUAAGCUGAAUGUGACCUUUUGAUAUAGGUCAGUAAAAAUGUGAUUGAACCUCUCUUUUCUUUUAAUCUUUUCCUUGAACAGGUAAAUAUUUAUAUUGGGCAGCUUCCACAGUGAAUCUUUGAGUUUGCUGCGUGACAAUGAGUGAAAGGUGCUUUUUGUCUGUUCGGUGUGUUGGUGCAUGACACCUUCAGGACUAUUUACCAAUAAUAUGAAUUUUAAUUUAUUUAAGUAGCUCACAUUUGUGCACUGAAAUGAACUCUCCUCUGAUUUGAACCUUGUCUUGCCUCAGCCACAACAGUUGAUCUUUGCAGUGAAAAUGGUAUCGGUUAUAAUUAAAACCAAAACAUGACACGGA
Molecule: messenger RNA, 3000 nt
Organism: Thalassophryne amazonica
Lineage: Eukaryota; Metazoa; Chordata; Actinopteri; Batrachoidiformes; Batrachoididae
Gene: ncln
Product: nicalin
Exons: 15
Coding region: 97-1830 (577 amino acids)
Biological process (GO): regulation of signal transduction
Cellular component (GO): endoplasmic reticulum membrane
Source: RefSeq, a predicted model, not a curated record